Messenger RNA from Asparagus officinalis (garden asparagus), 642 nucleotides. RefSeq lists its product as uncharacterized. Gene Ontology annotation, cellular component: cytochrome b6f complex. NCBI's taxonomy places the organism in Eukaryota, Viridiplantae, Streptophyta, Magnoliopsida, Asparagales, Asparagaceae. Bases 156 to 506 code for a protein of 116 amino acids. The transcript has 2 exons. The record is from RefSeq and is a predicted model, not a curated record.
AAAAGAUAGAUAAUAACCCCAAUAACAGCCAACCAUCCUCCCCUCACCUUAUCCAAACUCUCCCCUCGCCUCCCCCGUACAAAAACACAACGCCCUUUUUAUUCUCUCGCCUCUCUCCUCUUCUAUAACCUCAGCAUAUAGCGGCACUCGAAGAGAUGGCAACAAUUUCUACAGCAGCACUCUCAGCGACAGCCCUGAGCUCCUCUAUGAGGGGGAAGCCAGCUGGGGUCGUGUACGUUAAUGGGCUCAACUCGUUUGGUGGGCUAAAGGCCCAUAACAGUGUUGCUUCACUCGGAGUGAGUAAAUGCACUGAGCAGUCUUUUGCUACGGUUGUGAAUAAUCUCAAGGGGAAGAGGGGGAGCAAAGGAGGUGCUCUGUCUUCAACUUGCAAUGCUGCUGCUGAGAUAUUUCAGAUUGCUGCGGUUAUGAAUGGGCUUGUUCUUGUUGGUGUUGCCGUUGGAUUUGUGCUGCUAAGGAUAGAAGCUACUUUGGAGGAAGCUGAGUAGAUGCGCUCCGAAGUGUUUUGGUUCAGAAAAUGUUUUGGAUUUUUAUGGAAUUGUAAUAUUAAGUGAAGAAAUUGGCUGAAACUUAAAAUUUGUUUGAGGAUGAUCAGCAAUGACGUAUUUAACUUUUUUGUGCGAU